Molecule: messenger RNA, 750 nt
Organism: Physella acuta
Lineage: Eukaryota; Metazoa; Mollusca; Gastropoda; Physidae
Product: dermatopontin
Biological process (GO): collagen fibril organization
Cellular component (GO): extracellular matrix
Source: RefSeq, a predicted model, not a curated record
GAUUGCCGCGGGGAUAGUUUAGGAUGAUGUUUUCUUUACCAAAAUAAAUAAUUAACUUAGAAGCUAAAUAAUCUAUAUUCGCCUACUGAUAAGACACUAAUCCAACGAUGGACUUUGCGGUUUGACCAUCUACAAACAUAAACUUUAUCUUCCUAGAAUGACCCCACUAUUUUGUAUAGUGGCUCUUCUUGCGGCCAGUGACAUGGCAGUAGCGUACAUGACGAGCUAUGACCAGCCGUUUGACUUCCUGUGUCCGAAAGGUCAAGUCCUCAGCUACCUGGCCAGUCAACACAGCAACUAUUACAACGACAGAGUUUGGGAUUUUGCCUGUGGUAGUGUUCCCACUUCGAUGUUGAACUGCUCUAAAAGUGGUUAUGUGAACGAGAUGGAUCAGAUUUUGGCCUUUAUGUGUCCAGCAUAUGCCGUAGUGACAGGCUUAGAGAGCUACCAUGAAAAUUUUUACGAAGAUCGCAGGUUCAAGUUCCAAUGCUGUGAACUGGACAUGGUUGAACUCAAUGAGUGCUACAUGACCGACUUCACUAACAAAUACGACGAAACUUUCGCAUACACGGUUCCGGCUGGUUACGUCGUGGCGUCUUCAGCGCUCACAAGGACGGCGUUGAAGACCGGAUGUGGAAACUGUACAUCUGUAAGAUCUAGACUUUGUCAAGUAGAGUUGAGAAGACUCACUUAUCAGUGGCUAAUGGACAUAAAUCUAACAUAAUAAACACGUCCAUUCAAAUAAAUGUA